Leishmania major strain Friedlin is the source of this 2772-nucleotide messenger RNA. Its product is annotated as putative ATP-dependent RNA helicase. Gene Ontology annotation, molecular function: RNA binding; RNA helicase activity; ATP binding. NCBI's taxonomy places the organism in Eukaryota, Euglenozoa, Kinetoplastea, Trypanosomatida, Trypanosomatidae. Gene Ontology annotation, cellular component: nucleus. The coding region runs from base 1 to 2772 and encodes 923 amino acids. The record is from RefSeq and is a predicted model, not a curated record. The transcript has a single exon.
AUGGAAUAUAUCAACGAUAAGAAAAUCUCCGACACUGAGUAUCAACGAGAUGGCGCCGUGGAAGGUGGUGAUGUAAACACCUUCCGUGACGACCGACCCGAAUACUCACGUGGUGGGCGCGGCCGCAGGGGCGGGGCUCACCGAUCGGACAACUGGCGCUCUGACCCGUCCGGCGGCGGCGGUGGUGGUGGCAACCGCGAGGACAAUGAGGAGUACCGUGGCGGACGCGGUGGCUACCGCAGUGGUCGCGGCGGCCGCGGCGGCGGUCGCGGUCGUGGCUCCUACAAUGCCUGGACAAACCGUGAAACCUGCGACGAGGACAACGCCAGCCCGGCAGCGUCGGAUGCCGCUGGUGACCGCGCCUAUGCCAGCAAUCCUUCCACAGCGCCGGCUCCCGUCAGCGCUCCUGCGCCGGCUCCUGCUGCUGCGCCGACCCCAGCGAGUGCUCCUGUGAGCGUACCGGAGAAGGCGCCGGCCAGCCUUCCUGCCGAGACUGGCGGUUUCGCCCCUCCUGGGCACGAGAGACGUGAGGCGGCGUCUGAGCCCUGGAACCGCGAGGAUGACCGUUGCUACAGCCGCGGCGGACGUGGUGGUUACCGCUCUGGCGGUCGCAGCUACGACGGUGGCUUCGGCGGCCGUGGUGGUCGCGGGGGGCGGCGCUACUACGAUGCUGAGGAGGAGGGCGGUGGCGGCUACCGCCGUCGCAACUAUGAUGACGGUGACGGCGGGGAGGGCGGCUACUCUCGCAACUACGACAGCGGCUAUGGCGGUGGCGGCUACCGUCGUGGCGGCUACGGCGGCCGUGGUGGUCGCGGUGGCCGGCGUUACUACGACGACGAGGACGACUACGGCGAGGGCGGCGACCGUGCCGGCGGCACGGGCAACGAGGACGACGACUACGAGGACGGCGGCUACGAUGCCUACCGCCGCGGUGGCUCUCGCUGGCGUCGUGGGGGUCAGGGCCGCGACUACGACUAUGACCGCCCGCGCGGACGUGGUGAACGUGGUGGUCGCCGUGACUUUCGCUCCUUCCGCAACGAGGACGACGCUAUGGAGGAGUCCGGCGGCGCUCAGGGUAACGCGUGGGCCUCUUCGCCUGCGCCGACGGAGGCGGGGACGGCACCGCAGGAAUAUGCCCCGGCUCCGGCGACUGCCGCUGGCGCGGUUGCGCCGCGCUCAGCCGCCCCUGAUCCUGCGAAGGCUGAUGAAGGCGUGCCCUCGCCAGCUCCCCAGCAGAUGCAGUCGGGCAUUCGUCGCGUCACACGUGCCGCGCACCUGCGUCGUAAUUGCCACGACGAGGCCAAGGUGAUGGAGCUCUUUGAGCACCACCACCGCCAGUCGGGCAUUUCGCUGGACAACUACGACAGCAUUCCGGUCGAGAUGGUGCCGCGCGAUGUAAAGCCUGUGGAGGACUUCGCCGAUUUGCUUGUCGAGCCGGCGCUGGCCGCUAACAUCGAGCGCUGCGGCUACAAGAAGCCGACGCCUGUGCAGCGGUACGGUAUCCCGGUCGCACUGUCCGGUAGCGAUCUGAUGGCGUGUGCGCAGACAGGUUCUGGUAAGACGGCUGCCUUCCUGAUCCCUGUUGUGCAGUACAUGCUGGUUCACGGUGUGUCGCCGGCGCGCCAGCGCAAGAGCUACCCCAUCGCGCUGGUGCUGGCGCCGACGCGCGAGCUGGCCGUGCAGAUCUUUGACGAGGUGCGCAAGCUCACCUUCAACACGGAUAUCUUCUACGACGUCGUGUACGGUGGUACCCGCUACCCGCAGCGCUUCGAGCAGGAUAUCCUGGUCGCCUGUCCUGGCCGUCUGCGCGAUAUGUUCAACGAGGAGUACCUCUCUUUCUCCGCUAUCAAGUUCCUCAUUCUCGAUGAGGCGGACCGUAUGUUGGAGAUGGGAUUCGAGGAACAGAUCGAGGAGCUCGUCGCGUCGCGCUACACCGAUAUGCCCACCGUCGAUGAUCGCCAGACCUUCAUGUUCAGUGCCACCUUCCCGCAGCGCAUUCUCAACCUCGCCAAGCGCUACCUGCGCCGCAAGUACUACUUGCUUACCGUCGGUCGUGUCGGGUCGACGACGAAGAACAUCACCCAGACGAUCGAGCACGUGCCGGACAACGAGAAGAUGGAUCGCCUGCUGCAAAUCAUCUACGGCCACGAGAUGAGCGAUAUGGUGCUGAUCUUCGUGGAGACGAAGAAGAUGGCUGAGGACGUAAACCGCCGCCUGCACCGCGAGGGCAUCAGCAGCACCACGAUCCACGGUGACCGUCGUCAGCAGGAUCGCGAGGCGGCCCUCGAGGACUUUAAACAGAAGGUGACGCCCAUCCUGGUCGCGACGGACGUGGCUUCUCGUGGUUUGGAUAUCCCCGAUGUGGCGCACGUUGUGCAGUUCGACCUGCCGCAGGAGAUGGACGACUACACGCAUCGCAUCGGCCGUACCGGUCGCGCCGGUAACAAGGGUAUCGCGACUGCUUUUUACAACCGCAACAACCGCCGCCUUGCGCUGGACCUGCACAAGUACUUUUCGGAGCAUGGCCAGGAGAUUCCCAAGUGGUUUCAGCAAGAGGCGGAACUCGUCGAGGGUGAGGCGCUGCUGUCUCGCGACAUGGGAGGCGGUGGCCGUCGUCGUGGUGGUGGUGGUGGUGGCGGCGGUGGUCACCGUUCCGGCGGUCCGGGCGGCCGCGGCGGUGGCGGUGGCGGUGGCUCAUGGGGUGACAGCCGUCCUUCUGCUCCGUCUGGCGGUGGUCGCCGGGGCGGCGGUGUGGACGACGGUGGCUUCUAA